GUCUCGGUGCCAGAGCUGCGCGUGGACACGACGCUCAAAGGGCACCGUUAUGAAUAAGAAUUAAAGUAUUUCUUAACGUGGGCAUAGCAGGUUGUGACAGGCAGCGGAAACAGCUGUUAGGCUGUGUCAGCGCUCCUCCUUACCGCGUUCACCGGUGGUGGAUAGGGACGAAUUUAAACCCUAUACGGCCCAUUUUUUCUCCAGACGUCCCGGUAUAGGAGGAAACUAAGUCACUCCUUUAACUCGGUUCACGUCCUAGCAGGGACGAGGGAAAGCGUGCUCACCAUACCCUUUGUACUGAGGAAAGUGAAUGCUCUUAUUUCCUUUCAGUCGGUGGAGAGUUUAUGAAGUGGAACCCUCGGAUUCGUCACCGGGGGAAAGAGGGCGGUUCUGGUUUUAGUUCUACAAAGUCCGAAGCGGGGGAAAAUAGAAGUUACAACUUUACUAGAAAGUGAAGACGUAAUAACGUAAAUAGGUAGGGAAUGGAGAGAGCGGACAAACCGAGGGAAGUUUCCAAAGGCGAUGAAAAUUCAAAAGCGCAAGCCGCUACCUUACUGGGGUCCAGUGGGACGGAUUCGCAGAGCCCGUGCGCCGAUAGCGCAAAGAGGAGAAAGUCAAACAUGAAAAUUAUAAUUGGGGUGCUGCUGCUGUGUCUGCUGAUUAUCAUCCUGGUGGUUGUUGUCGUGCUGAAGCGACGCUGUGCCCUGGAAGCGGCGACCAGCUGCAGGACGAGGUGUGCGCCGGACCGCGAGGACGGGGCUGCGGCGUGUCGCUGUGACCCCGCCUGCCAGGCGGAGGGGACCUGCUGCCUGGACUACCAGGAAGUGUGCGUGGCACCGAUGCGCCUGUGGGCCUGCACCAAGUUCCGGUGCGGGGAGCGCAGGCUGGCGGGAAGCCUGUGCUCCUGCGCAGACGACUGCGCCGCCGAGGGAGACUGCUGCUCCAGCUACAGCCAGGUGUGCCGAGGGGAGCAGCCGUGGGUGGAGGGGACGUGUGAGGACCUGGAGUCUCCGCAGUGUCCGGCUGGGUUCCCACAGCCCCCCGUGAUCCUGGUGUCUCUGGACGGUUUCCGAGCCGGUUACCUGAAAGCCUACGGCGGUCUGCUGCCGGUCAUCAGCAAGCUGAAAAAUUGUGGUACCUCCACCCCAUACAUGAGGCCUGCAUACCCUACAAAGACUUUCCCCAAUCACUACACCAUAGUGACCGGCCUUUACCCAGAGUCCCACGGCAUUGUGGACAACAAGAUGUACGACGUCACCCGCAACGCCUCUUUCAGUCUCAGAACGGCCGAAAAAUUCAACGAGAAGUGGUACCAGGGCGAGCCGGUCUGGAUCACUGCCAUGCGCCAUAACCUCCGGACCGGAACGUUCUUCUGGCCCGGGUCCGAUGUCCCGAUCAGUGGGACCUACCCAAACUUCCACCAUGUCUAUGACAGGAACGUCCCGUUUGAGAAGAGAAUCACGACUAUACUACAGUGGCUGGAUCUGCCUGAAGGGACCCGGCCAGGUUUUUACACGCUUUAUCUGGAGGAGCCAGAUGGUGCAGGACAUCGCUAUGGACCAAUGAGCAGUCAGGUGAUCGAGGCUCUGCAGAGGGUCGACCGGAUCCUGGGGAUGCUGAUGGACGGGCUCAAACAGAGACACCUGCACAGGUGUGUUAACCUGGUCGUACUCUCCGAUCACGGAAUGGAGGAGGCCUCGUGCGCUAAAGCGGCCUACGUUUCCACGUACCAGGACAACAUCGCCGACUUCACCGUCGUCCAGGGCCCGGCCGCCAGGAUUAGGCCCAAGAAAAUUCCGGAGGAGUUUUUCACGUUUGACUAUGAAGGCUUGGUGAGGAACUUGUCGUGCAGAGCCCCUGACCAGCCAAUGAGGCCGUACCUGAAGGAGCACCUGCCCAAGCGGUUCCACUUCGCCAACAACGUCCGCAUCGAGCGUGCCCACCUCUACAUGAAGGCCCAGUGGCAGGCCGCUCUGAAGCCGGGGGAGAUGAAGUACUGUUCCGGAGGAUUCCAUGGCUCAGACAACCUAUUCAAGAACAUGCAGGCAAUUUUUAUGGGCUAUGGACCAGGGAUUAAGUCCGAGACUGAGGUGCCCCCGUUUGAAAACAUCGAAGUAUACAACCUCUUGUGUGAUUUAUUGGGAGUUACCCCGGCCCCCAACAAUGGGACCCACGGGAGCCUGAACCCCGUCCUGCGCAGGCCGGUGUACAGGCCGGUGUAUCCUGCAGAGCAGUCCUCUGCCUCCUCCUGCACUGCCCGCAGCUCCACUGCCGCCGACAGCCUCGGCUGCAGCUGCAGCUCGCUGUCCCCAGCACAGGAAGAGAAGCUGAACCAGAAGCUGAUUAAUGGCAGUUCUAAUUCUGCGCUGAAGUCUCUGCAUUUGCCGUUUGGUAUUCCGCGAGUCCUGCAGAAGACUGCGCAGUUCUGCGUUCUGCAGCACGCCGACUACAUCAGCGGGUACAGCAGGGACCUGCUCAUGCCCCUGUGGCUGGCCUACACCCUGGACACAGCCCUGGGGGAUGUCCAGCCCCUGCGACCGGACAGUGGCGACUGCGUGCGCGCGGAUGUGCGUCUCCCGGCAACGGCAAGCCAGACGUGCCUCAGAUAUCAGACUGACUCCGCCCUGUCCAUGGGCCUCCUGCAUCCUCCUAAUUUAGGACCGAAGGACACAGAGUUUGACUCUUUACUCACAAGCAACAUGGUGCCAAUGUUCCCUUCAUUUAAAGAUGUCUGGGCUCACAUCCACGAUGUGGUUCUGCAGAAGUACCUGAGAGAGCGGAACGGGGUGAAUGUGAUGAGUGGGCCCAUAUUUGAUCAGGACUUCGACGGAAACUACGACACCCCGAGAACGCCCAGGCCGAACGAGGCUGCCAUCCCCACACACUACUUCCUGGUCCUGACCAGCUGCCGGAACUCGUCCACCCCCCCUCAGCAGUGCCAGGGGCCCCUGGAGGCCCUGUCCUUCAUCCUGCCCCACCGGCCGGACAACACAGAGGCCUGCGCAGGCGGGGCAGAUGUGCAGUGGGUGGAGGAGUGGAUGCAGUUCCAUGUGGCUCGGGUUCGAGACAUCGAGCUUCUCACGGGGCUGAGCUUCUACCAUGACCAGCUGUCAAUCACAGACACCCUGCAGCUGAAGACCUUCCUGCACUCGUUCUGAAGGGCCUGCUCACCUCAGGAACCGCUGGAGAGAGAGAGAGAGAGAGAGAGAGAGAGGGAGAGAGAGGGAAUAAUGAGUAAAGAGGAACAGAAAGAAAGGAGAGAAGGAGAUGCCUCUUUCUCCGGGUGGGGUGUUGAGGCUUUGCAUUCUGGAUGUUCACGCAGACCCCGCUGAGCAGCCAGGACGAAGAACUCCGUGCUCCUCUUCCUCAGAAAGAGCGCUGGAAACUCCUGUUGCCAUGACAACUGCAUUCCCGGUUUCCCCCCCAAAUUCAUUUUUUAACGGCUGGGAUCAUUUUCCAGGAAAAUGUGGACAUUUUGAAAAUGACACAUUUUACUCCUCAAUUACUGUCCGUCUCAGCAUUAAAAACCCCACAGAACUCCACAUACAAUACGGACAAACAUACUCACAAUACCCCAAAAAUGUUUUUUUGGUUUUUAUUAUUAUUUUGUGUAUAUUGAUAUUAUCUUUGCACAGUUGAUAUUUUCAUAAUUAUUUUCCAUUUUGAACUGUCAUUUUGAUAUUGUCUUCCAAUGGACUAUUAAAUUGAUUUAAAUAAA
Anguilla rostrata (American eel) is the source of this 3718-nucleotide messenger RNA. RefSeq names its product ectonucleotide pyrophosphatase/phosphodiesterase 1 (gene enpp1). Gene Ontology annotation, cellular component: cell surface. The record is from RefSeq and is a predicted model, not a curated record. Gene Ontology annotation, biological process: nucleoside triphosphate catabolic process; ATP metabolic process; inorganic diphosphate transport. The transcript has 25 exons. Gene Ontology annotation, molecular function: metal ion binding; phosphodiesterase I activity; nucleic acid binding. NCBI's taxonomy places the organism in Eukaryota, Metazoa, Chordata, Actinopteri, Anguilliformes, Anguillidae. Bases 483 to 3158 code for a protein of 891 amino acids.